Exophiala viscosa is the source of this 1813-nucleotide messenger RNA. RefSeq names its product WD40-repeat-containing domain protein. Gene Ontology annotation, cellular component: nuclear pre-replicative complex. NCBI's taxonomy places the organism in Eukaryota, Fungi, Ascomycota, Eurotiomycetes, Chaetothyriales, Herpotrichiellaceae. Gene Ontology annotation, biological process: DNA-templated DNA replication; rRNA processing. The transcript has a single exon. Gene Ontology annotation, molecular function: protein binding. The record is from RefSeq and is a predicted model, not a curated record. Bases 48 to 1649 code for a protein of 533 amino acids.
GGUAGGAAGCUUUGGACUAUGAUACACAUGCGCAUGAGGCUCUGACGAUGCUUACCGAGUCCUUCAUUGCAGCCACCCUCACUGCAAAUAAGGCUGUUGCACAUGCCAGCGCUUCACUCAAGGAUGUAGGCAUUUUCCUCCAUGAAUUCCAGCCUCAAAGUACAUUCCGUCAUGGUUACAAGAAGAGUUCCAGCCGACCGGGCUGUGUAGCCACCACUGACUCUCACAUCUUUGCUGCCCAAGCAGACAAGGCCGUCGUCAAUGUCUACAGCCGAGAACGUGGAAAUCAAGAGGCGACUGUGCCCUUCCCAGAGAGAAUCCACAGUCUUGCAUUUGCUCAGGACGCCGCGAUACUUGUGCUUGGGACCGAGGGGGGAAAGCUCAUUCUUUGGGAGGUGGCCACCGGUAGAUUGACCACGUCGGCUGCCGCACACCUUCAGUCGGUGUCUUGUUUAUGCAUCACUCCUAAGAACGAAUACAUCAUCUCAGGCUCUGCUGACUCAAGUCUCCAUGUGUGGUCCUUGCUGAAACUUGUGUCCCUCCUGCAACCAACCGAUAACUUCCAAACCCAAGAACCAUCCAGGUCGCCCAUACAUACCUUCUCCGGCCACAGGUCGGCUGUCAGUGCAGUAGAUUGCGGUCAUUCUAAGGUCAACACGAAUUUUGCCGUGUCAGCCUCCGACGAUGCAACUUGCCACCUCUGGCAUAUACAAUCUGGCCAGAUCCUGCGUACCUUGUUACUGCCUUCUGCCGCAGUUUCCAUCACUCUAGAUCCGGCGGAUCGGGCUAUUUACUUUGGCUGUAAUGAUGGCCGAAUCCAAUCUUUCGAUAUCUUUGGGCAAGCACAAGAAGAGAAGACAUCAUUAUCCGGCUCUGCAGGGGCGCCCGCCAUAGAGCUAAGAGACGGCGAUAGCUGGGUUGCCCCAGCCGCCGACAUAGGAGCAGCCCGAAGUCUGACUUUGUCUUAUGACGGGAGCACACUUCUCUCUGGACACCAAAAUGGAGCCGUUGUCCGUUGGGAUGUGGCAAAACACCGCAUCACAAACGAGAUCACAAACCUAGGUCAACCUGUCACACAUAUUGAGAUGUUUGAGCCAGAAGGAUUUCCCAACCGAUGCAAGCCACGAUCCACAGUCGUCAACGUCGUCAAACCGAAUUUGGAGCUCACCUCUUCCAUUGACCACGGCACGUGCGGCGUUCCUGCGAAGUACAAUCUUCAUAUCAGACAGUCUGCCCAGAGACCAGGGGUUGAAAUGGAUCCUUUCGAGCAGGCUAUUUCAGGAUCUGGGUUUCCUCAAGCCAUGUUGGACGAAGCUUUGCGAUCCAUCACGGUUGGGGAGCAGGGCAAUCUCGCUCCUAGCGUAAAUGGCGGCAAUAACGCGAAGGCGGACGGGCUAGAGGACGAAGUCGCUCGGCUGAAGCAGCAGAUUGUGGUUCUGCAGAAUGUCGAGCAGAAACACAGGCAACAGAAAUUGGCAAAGAUGAAAGUUCUGGAUGGAAUAGAUCUGGAAAAGAGAAAAGCAUAUUUUGAGGCCAAGAAGAAAGGCGAAGACGGCGAUGUAGCCAUGAAGGCAUUCGAGGAGAAGAAGGCUCUAGUCGAACUCGGGAGUGAUGAGGAUGACUCUGAUGAUCAUAUGGACGUUGGUUGAGCCGCUGUGGAGGUAUUCUCUGCACAUUGGGAAUGAACUACUGCUUGCUCCGGCCAAACUUCGUAUCUGAAGCCUUAUUGUCUUCACGAUUGCCCAACACAGAACUGUUCGUCACGCGGGGCGCAAGGCCACAGUAAGCACAGCGACGAGACAUCUGCCCAUUG